AUUCUCACGUCUACGUUCUGGAGAAAAGUCAACACAAAGUCCCAGAGGAGGCUCUGAAGCAUGAGAAGUACAGCAGUCAGCUGCAGAUGAGUUUAAAAGCUUCAGAAGGGAAGAAGACAGAGCUGGAAGAUCGAAUGAGAGCCGAGAAAACCCCAAAUACCAAGAGUCUGACACAGGUCACAGAGGCUCCGGUGUGUCGGCCCACUCCUCUGUAUGGUCAGCCUUCCUGGUGGGGAGAGGAAGAUUAUGGGAGUAAAGUUCAUACCAGCGAUGACCAUCAUGCAGAAGCCCAGAAAGACCCUUCAUCCGUAGAUCCAGACUUUUCUGGAUCUCUGUCAGACCCCCAACAAAAGACCAUCUUCCCUUCGUACCACCGCGAGCCAAGCUACUUUGAGAUCCCUACCAAGGACUUCCAGCACCCCAAAACCUCAGGGGCGGAGCUUCAUGAGAUCCCCACCAAGGACACGGACACGCCCCCGGCACCGCCCUCCCCUCCAACCCAGACUCCACCCGUGGUUCAGAGCCACGCUUCCUUCACCAUUGAGUUCGACGAUUGCAUGCCCGGCAAGAUCAAAAUCAAAGACCACGUCACCAAGUUCUCUACCCGCCAGAGGAAGCAGCAGGCUCCGCCCACCAAGACCCCCAUUGCAACAGCCACGCCUGCUGAGGUGAUGUCAGCAGAGAGCAAGGUGGCUGAUUGGCUGGUCCACAGUGAUGUCAGCAUGAUGAGAAGACGUCCAACAUGUGAAGAUGUUUACAGCACCAAGAGUGACCUCGCCAUGAACAUCAAGACCCUCAAAGGUCACCAUCAUGAGGAUGGAACCCAGAGCGACUCUGAGGACCCAGUUCUCAAAGGAAGGAGGAGUAAAUCCCACCACUCUGUCCAGUCUCAGCACUCCAUCCAAUCAGAGCAGUCUGAGGCCUCACAGCAGACCGUUCAGUCAGCUCAGUCUGUCCACUGCCAGCUACCUGCUCCAACAGAGACACUCCACCAGCCACUGCAGCACUCUCCACCCACACCGGCCCCAGCCUCACCUGGAGCCCCAGAGCGGCCCCUGUCCCAGAGUCCUCCUCAAACUCAUUCCCCCACCACAGAAACGUCCAAGCAGCCCCCCCCUGAGCACCUCACCCAGCAGGCCUUUAUCAUUGAGUUCUUCGAUGACAACCCGCGCAAAAAACGCUCGCAGUCGUUCACGCACAACCCCGCCCACGCUGACUCAUACUCUGCCCUGAAGGCCAAGCUGGAGCGGCGGAAAGGUGGCGAGAGGCCUGCAUCUGUGCAUGGCCACAUCCCCCCCACCCAGCAGGUGACGGUUCCUCUGAAAGGUCAGGGCCACGGCGGCCCCCAGAGGUCAAGCUCUCUGAAGAGGGAGAAGACAGAGGGGGAGGUGGCCUCCUCUGGUUCCUCCUCUCGCUCUUCCUCUGGUAUUAUCAUCAGACCCUUCGGCAGUGUCGGGAAGAAGUCCAAGCUUGCCCAGGAGUUUGCCGCUGAAUUCCUGAAGGAUUCUGGUCAACAGGAUUCAUCCCCCACGAGUGACAAGUCAUCCCCGCCCCCAAUGUCUGCACCACCGGUGAUGGUGUCGCCUCCUCAAGCCAGAAUUCCCUCCCCCCAGGAACCUACAGCACCUUCCUCAGUCUCCUACCCCACCUCCCCCUUACAGCCUCCAGCAAUGUCAAAGUCGUCAGUCCCCACCAAUCCUGCUGCCCAGACUGCAUCUCCAGUCCACUCCUCUGGGCCUCCCUUGUCCCCCAUGCUGCCCCAGGGCAUCCGUGCAGCAGACCCCAAAUGCUCCCAGAGGAUGAUGAGGAACGAGGAAGACGACAGCCUGAGUGAUGCUGGGACCUACACCAUUGAGACAGAGUCCCAGGACAAAGAGGUGGAAGAGGCUCGUAACAUGAUCGACCAGGUGUUUGGUGUCCUCGACUCUCCAGAGUACAGUGGUGUGAACACAGGAGUGUAUAGACCUGUAAUAAAUGAUGGCAAGGAUGAGCAAGCUAACCUUCCUAGCGAUGGUAGCACUAUGGACUCGUUGCAUGGCUUUAUCCCAGCUGCUAUCAGCGGCCCCCCAACAGGCCCCAUACAGGUUCCACCUGCUCAUGCAGCAGGUCUGGAGGGACCAAAAUGGGUUUCCCGUUGGGCCAGUCUGGCAGACAGCUAUGCUGAUCCUGGUUCCACUCCACCUCAAGGGGAAUGUCUGGAAGAUCUACGCUUCAUGAGCCGGGCAAUGGUGAAUUACAGCUAUGAUAACUCUGAGUCAGAGUCCAGCCACAGCUCCAGGACAAGAAGGCUUCUGCCCCAGGUGCCUCCAGAAAAGCUGGAUAGCAUUCCCCCGAGUAUCCUGAUUCGCCAUGAACCUUACCAGGGUCAGGAAUCUCUGGACAGAGUCUCUGGUCCUCCCCGCCCACAGGACUCCACCCAGUGCCUGUCCGUUCAGGAUGAUGUGGACCCAGACAGUCUGAGUGACGCCAGCCGCUCAGAUGACGGACCAGUUCUGGAGAAAACAAAGAAGAAUCAGGCCAGGACUGUAUCUGUGUCUCCUGGGGAUGCUGGUCCUCAGUUCAAGGGUCCAGAGAAAGUGUCUCCCUCCACCAAAUCCACCUCCUUCUAUAUUGGUUCUGAAGACAGUCCAGGCAAACCUGACCAGGCCCGGAGCCUGGUACAGUCUGAGAGGAUACACGACCCCCCAGCAAAAACUCCCCCUACCACCGUCCUGAUCCGACACCUGAGUGGACACGAACCCAGGAGGACAGGUGUCAAACCCAAUAGCUCUGCUCCAAACCUCCAAAUGCAGGACAAGGAUUCUGUCCCCACUAAAGACAGCUGCAUGUCAUCCAUCGUCCGGCAGGAGAGCUUCACCAAAGACCGGCCAAGCGACACUGUCCAGAUGAAGAAGCUUCCCCACAUCUCCAGCCACCCAUCCCUCAGAGAUAUGGAGCAGAGGAGGGAGAACAUCCAGGACACGCAGUCCUUCCUUCAGGAGGCAGAGGGGACUCUGUCCUCUCUGGACACCAAGUUCCCAUCAUCUGGCUCCGGUCGUAGUUCAAAGAAAGGAGGCUCCUCCACGCACAUGGAUGACUCCCUUUCUGGUGAGUCGGAUGUGGACACAGCAAGCACCGUAAGCCAGGUGAGUAGCAAAAACACUCCGGUCAGCUCUUCUUCUAAAAAGCGUCCCGCCAUCAGCAGCCUUCAGAAGGAGAAGUCCUCUUCCAGCCCAUCUAUCCAAGAGAAGGGACGGCAACUAACCGCCCGUGAACGGCUUUCUGAGAAACGCCGCAACCAGGUGACAACAGAUGCCUCCAGCAAGGCAGAAGCAACAAAGCGCUUCCAGAUGCGCCGCAGUGCGGGCAAUCGUGGAUCUCUGGAUCUGUCCGAGGGACAGCAGGGUUCUGGUCCACAGUGGACCGAAACAACAUCAUCUGACCAUGAAAUUUCCCGUCCGUCCAGCCGUAGCAAGAAAGUCAUCGCCCCUCUUCAGAAAGAAGAUAAUGGAAAGACGGCCAAGACAGCAGCUCAGCAGGUUCUGACACGUUCCAAUAGCCUGUCAGCACCACGGCCAACCCGGGCGUCCAUGCUUCGACGUGCACGCCUGGGCGAGGCCUCAGAUAAUGAAGGUGCUGAGACUGAUCGGGGUUCCCAGAACUCAGACCAUAUCCCUGCACCAUCCAAAGUGUCUGCUGAGGGGAAGAAGCUGUCCAGGCUUGACAUCUUAGCGAUGCCCAGAAAGAGAACCGGCUCCUUCACAGCUCCCAGCGACAAUGAGACAUCCUCCACGGGCCGGCCUGGUUUAUCUAAUCGGAACUCUGAGUCUGUUGUCACCACUAGGAAGACUUCUGUUGGCGACGCCCGGCAGGCAGCUACCAAAGGGGGUGGAGCUCUGGGGAAGCAACCCCUGACCCGUACCCGGUCCAGCGGAGCCAAGUACCCCAGCACUGGUUCCCGUCGCAGACAGAAGGGCUCAGACUUCUCUUCAUCCUCUGAGGAAGAAUACGAGAUGAAUGCCGGGACUCUCAAAGCCAAGCGUUCCUCCCAUCCCUCCGCAUCCGCCCAAACACCACGCGGCCACCGGACAGCCGCCACCAGAUCCAAGUCUGUUUCCCUAGAGACGGAGGAGGACGAGGACCAGAACGAGAUUGACCCGUACCAGAACUGGUCCACGCACAGCGCUGAGAUCGCAAAGCUCAGUCAGGACCUAGCCAAAGAUCUGGCCAUCCUGGCAAAGGAAAUUCACGAUGUUGCUGGGGACGGAGACUCGCCAAGCUCUGGCAUGGCCACCACCACCUCACCCAGCUCGCUGCCCAACACGCCGGCCUCCACCAUCUCUGCCAGGGAGGAGGUGAUUCUGGACAACCUGAUGCUGAAUCCAGUGUCUCAGCUGUCUCAGGCCAUCCGGGAGAACACGGAGCAGCUGGCUGAAAAGAUGAAGGUUCUGUUCCAGAACAAGGCAGGUGUCUGGGAGGAGAUCGAGGCAAAGAUCUAUGCUGAGAAUGAAGUCCCCAUCCUAAAAACCUCCAAUAAGGAAAUUACCUCCAUUUUGAAAGAGCUGAGAAGAGUCCAGAGACAGCUUGAAGUUAUAAACACUAUCGUGGAGCCUGGUGGGAGUCUCCAGACUGCUGCUGUCGCGACAUCAUCUCACAGUCAGGCUAGACCGUCAUCAAAGGAGAAGAAAUCUGCCUCCAAACCCCGUGGCGCCCCCGCGACCUCGAACGCCAAUGAAAGCACCAAGAGACCACCUCGUGGACCCGAUGGGGCCCACUACAUGGCUUGAUCAGGCCACCGUAGCACCUCUGGAUAGUAACCGUGCAUCCACACCGCCUGCAGCCAUAUUGCCCCACCUCUGUCCAAUGAUCAGUCCGACCCUGAUGAUUACUGGCUGUAGCACCCAGAGAGGCAUCUUCUUUUAUUCUAGAUGAGCUUAUAGGGAGCUGUAGCUCAACAAAGAUCAGCUUUUACUGUGUAGCUGACCACUUGAAUCGAGCAAGAACCCCAUUAUGAACACAUGUUUUUCAGAGAUCAGCAGGCAUUUGUAAAGACGAACUUCUAGUCUGACUUUAACUCGUGAGUGCUCGUCCAUCAUGUCAUGUUUGGGGGUACAUCUUUUUCAAAGGUUUAUUUUGAUUGUGAAUGUCUCAAUGGUUCAAAUGGUGGAGUCUGUCUGGAGAGUCAGAGAAAUUAAGUAUAUGUUUGUCUUUUAUUCUAAGGACAAAAUUAGCUAAUUUUUUGGUCCUCAGUGUCCCACAAUUCAUUGUGUGCCAGUGUCCCAAUUCCAUACUUCAUACCAAUAUACAGUACCCUAACGUCAUAGUAUAGGGUUUGGUAUUACUGUUUGGUAUUGGCAGUAAAUCAUCAGCAGCGGUCGUGCAGUGUGUGUAGUAAAAAAAGUGCGAGGUUGGCAGCGGGAACUGGCAGUAACUUUGUGGUGCAUCUUCUGUAAAAGAAAGAGGCACAAAAGUACUUUUAUACUUGACAACCUUCAAAGGUUGAGAGAAUUGGCCCCUAACAGGGGGCACAGAGACCGGGAUUGGGAGUAACAUUCAGCGGGUUGUUGUCUACCAUUUGAUUUUGACAGCCGCUGAGGGUUCUCACUGUAGAAAGCUGCCGGUGAUGUGGAUGCACUCAAACUGUCCAAAACAAAUGUCUCAUUUGUAUCCAGUGAUUCAGUCCGUAAGAACAAAUGCAUUUUGAGUGAAACAAUAUAACUAUGUAGAACUGCUUCUACAUCGCACAAGCUGAACAAAAUUUAUUCAAAGCUACAAAAAGCAGCAGCUGCUCGCGCCGCAGUAGUACUGUACGUGGACAAUGUUCAAACGUAUAUUGAUAAAUUUGUGCUUUGAUAAUCUGUUGUUGUGUUGCAUUUGAACAGAUGAUAGAUUGUGUCUUUUCUGUCUGUAUUUAUGAGGAGAGAGUCAUAGCUAUUUUCCCAUCAGAGGGUCCUGUGCUGCUUCAGUGUCAUGGACAGGAAACACUUGUAGAAGUAAAAAGAUGUAAUGUUAUACUUUAUUGAAUGUUCUGUUGCCAUCUCGCUGUGAUUGUGCGAUAACUGUGAAACUGCUUUAGGUUCGCUGUAGUUGAAUGUUGUGAGUGCUGAAUGUCAGAGAGAACAAAUCAGCUUAACUAAAAUGAGACAGUGACAUGAAACCCAAGAAACACGACACAUCUGCUGUCUGACUGAUAAUGUCAGUUUUAUUUGACAUGUUGUGUUGCACUUGUGAGAACAGUUUCUGCCCCGCUCAGUCAGUCAAGACCGACACACAAAGCACACAGCUUUGGUUUUAUUUUCAGAAGUUUUAGAGGCAGAAACGUAAGCAAUGACAUUGCCAUUAGAAACUAAUUCCACUUUCUGGGCAAACAGAUGCAUUUCAUUCACUAAAGAAAUUGGAGAUGCUUUCUUCAUUUACGAGAUAAAGAUUUCGUAGGAUCCUAUGAGAUGUCAUAAUUAUCAUGAGACGUGCUGUUUUCUACUCACAAGUUGUAAAAAUCCAACAAUCGAUCAAACAACCAUCCACUGUACAGAGACGCAAUGAUGAACUACAACUUGAGCUCAUAUAUUCAAACAUUAUCACAGCAGUUGACCUUCUGUCAGUAUGUUUACUUCCUAAAACCUGACUUAUAUCAACAGGGGAAGAAGCCACUACAACUUUAUUACCUAAAUUUGAGAAAACAACUUACUAUCUUUAUCCAGAGCUUUCAGCUGUAUGUCACAGAUUUCACAGUGACCGUCUUUCAUCAGACAGCAUCUCGUCAUACCUGAACACACCUGAACCAUCUCCAUGACAACGAGGCAAUGAGUAUGAGUGUGAGAUGUGGUUGCAGGUUCUGGAAAAAGCUCAUAAAUGGACAGAUUAUUUAGUUCCAGUCAGUAAUGAACUUCCUCGCUCGUUAGCUAUUGUUUAGACCUUCUUGUAAAGACCUUCAGCCUCCUUAAUAAACAGGCUUUUAAAUACAUAAUUACAUUCCCAUUACAAGUUAGAAAAGUGCUUUAUAAAAAAAGUAUUUACAGUUUUACCUUGUGGGAACUACCUGCUCAGUAAAGGGCGGGAAAAAAAUAUGUGUGUGUGUGUGUGUGUGUGUGUGUGUUUGUUUGUUUGUUUGUUUGUUUAACUUCAUUCAUGUGUUCACGCAGCCGGGGCGUUAGUGUGGAGAGCGCUGUACAGGUGUAAGUAAGAGUGUUAGCUGUCUUUUUUCAUUGUCACAUUUCAAAUGGAUGUCAGUUACAGGUCCAGGAUGUGGUUAGCCUAGCUUAGCACAAAGACUGGACGCAGAGGGAAACUGAUCAUCAAGAGAAGAAAUCCCGAAAAGUCUGUCUGAUUAACAAGUCAGUCCAUCCCGGAAGUUACGAUUGCACUGAUAAACACGCGUUCAACCAAUCCCUGUGAAUGCUGCGACACCUUGCAAUUUUGUCCAAUCACAACAACCUUUCUGCAGAUUUGUCCAAUUAUCGCAGUCAGUUGUGCAAAACAUUGAUCUAUACAUAACACAUGUUGAGGAGGCAAUAUUUUCUAAAAGUAGAGUGGACUGUGUUUUUACUGCAGUUGCUAUUUCUCUGGAUAAAAGAUACGUCAGUUUCAGAAGGUUAGCUAGCAGGUAGUUCAGUUGUUAUACUGAAAAGCAACAUAACUUUAACUUGUUAAGCUUAUCUCUCUGCCUGUGAAGCCAACUUUAGCUUAGAAGCUUAAUUGUUGGUCAGAUAUUAAAAAAAAUGUCAAUUAUGUAAAUAUAAAUGUAAAAAUGUCUGUAGAAAAAUUGCAUUCAUGUAUAGAAAAUCACAAUAAUUCACUUACUGCGCCUAGAGGUUGUUGGUCAAUAUCUCCAGUGCUAACUGCUAAACACAAUGUUUGUAAAUCGGACAGAUAUGAAGCUUCUGGAAGGUGGAAUUUUUCACUUUCGAUGGAGCUAGGUUAGCAGUUUCCCCCUGCUUCUAGCCUUUGUGCUAAGCUAGGCUAACCACAUCCUGGACACCCAGAGACGAAACUGAACAUGUGACUCUGGAGAAGACAAGAUGAUUUCACCAAACUGUUGCUGUAAAGUGUUUGGCUGGAGAGACAGGAUAUUUUAGACUUUUAUUUUGUAAAGUGCAUGUUUCCUGUAGCUUGAGGCAGGUGAGAGUUUGAGGCUAGUUCACCAAAUGUGCACUUUUUCAUUUGACAAACACCUCAUGAAAACAGCUUUUUCAUGCUACGCAGCCAUUGAGAAUGUAUUGAUUGGUCACCUGCCCACAACACAGACCUGAUUGGCCGUUGCUGUGAUGAUGUAACUGCUGCUGCUACAGGUGAUUGGUCAUUUGGGCUACUUGCAUUUGUGUUUUUCUUUCGUUACAGUGCAUGCAACUGUGAAGCAGACAAGCUGUAGAAACAUGCUGAAUAGACGAAGCAAACCAAACUGUUCAUAUUUCUGCUGUAUGUUUCCUGUUUGAAACCUUUUUUAUGCAUUGAUCAUACGAAGGUCUGCAGCCGAUCAAUCUGCAGUCCGCUGUGUUUCUAACGGAGUAUAACCCUCCUGAUUUAUUCAUUAAGUUCCAAUGAUCUUCAGAUAUCUGGACUCUCAUGUGUUCACCAUCAACAGGAUUUCUUUACAUCACCAUGUCAUUUGUAAUAAACUGA
This is a messenger RNA of Morone saxatilis (striped sea-bass), 8598 nucleotides long. RefSeq names its product centrosomal protein of 170 kDa protein B. NCBI's taxonomy places the organism in Eukaryota, Metazoa, Chordata, Actinopteri, Moronidae. The record is from RefSeq and is a predicted model, not a curated record.